Molecule: messenger RNA, 930 nt
Organism: Fusarium verticillioides 7600
Lineage: Eukaryota; Fungi; Ascomycota; Sordariomycetes; Hypocreales; Nectriaceae
Exons: 1
Coding region: 1-930 (309 amino acids)
Source: RefSeq, a predicted model, not a curated record
AUGGAUGCUUUACAUAGCGAAGCUCACGGCAAUGAAAGGAAGAAGGCCACUCUUCUGGAUACCGAGCCUCUAGUCCUGGUUGAUAACGAUAUUGGGAAGCAUUUAAUGGAGUUCAGCAAGAGAGACCUCAAGUACGACACAGAUUCUCUUGAUGCCUUUAUUGGGAUACUCAACGUUUAUCACAGAAAUUAUGGAUGUGUUCACCUGCUAGGAAACCCACUUAAUGAAAGGAACGGGAACAUGAUCAACGCUUGGUACCACCUCAAGCCUGGUACCCGAAAGUUUGAUUUUCCUAGUUGGUCGUGGACUGGCUGGAAGGGAGCAAUCAAGAUGACAAGCUAUAAGAACCAGGAUCCUAAGCUUCGACUAGUCACCACAGACGGGGACUCCAUCACACUCGACGAAUACAUAGAUAAGUCUAAUCCGAACUAUCUACGAGAAGUGAAACCCGUUAUCGAAAUGAGAGGGAGGAUGACAAAACUAUCGUUCGAACUCAUCAAAUGGGGUUCAGAGCAGCCCAUCUAUCGCAACAGAAUUGUCAAUGAGCCCCAAGUUGAAGAUGGGCCUUGGGCUAUCCUACCACUAACCGAAGAAAUCACGCGCUACUCGUUCCUACAUCUCGACAACGAGGCACUAGCGGGGCUGUAUCGAUUCCAGCUACCAGUCAUGGUCUUGCAGCUUGGAACCACAUUGGAAAACAAGUACACCAUAAUUCUCGUUUUGAGGGAAACAGGUGAUGCGUUCGAACGUGUUGGGCUGAUAGUAAUUCGAGAUGCAUUUGAGUCUGAUGUUAAAAAGUGGAAUACAGAUCCAAAGCCAACUGUGUAUAAAGACAGGUCUGGGAAAUGGAUAACUAGAGCACCGAUACCAGAGCCAAAGGACCCUAUCUGGCUACAGACAACUAAGGAGGUGACGAUUAGGCUGCAGUAG